AUGUCGGCGGCGGUGCGUCCGGUGCGCGAUGCGCUUCGUCGCCUCCACGGCGCCUUCAGCCUCGAGCUGCAGAACGAGGGCAGCGUGGCGCGCGACCAUCUCGCCUCGGAACGCACCUUUCUCGCCUGGCUCCGCACCAGCCUCAGCCUGGUCAGCAUCGGAAUUGCCGUGACACAGCUGUUCCAGCUUCCGUCGCUCGUAGGAACACCAGACGCACACAAUGGCGCUGCGUACCUCGACUUUGAGGCUAAACUCUUGGGUCAAGAUGCCGUGCUGCCUCCACACAUCCUCCUCUCCCAGAGACUCGCCAGCAUCGCAAAGCUCGGCAAACCGCUCGGUGGCUCGUUCAUCCUGCUCGGCGUGAUUGCACUCGGCCUCGGCUGCUACCGAUACUUUGCCGUCCAAGCCACGCUCGUCCAGGGCAAGUUCAUACCCUCCCGACUCGGAAUCUCGGCGAUAGCGUUCCUCGUCGGCGCGCUCGUCGUCGCUGCCACAGCAGUCAUCCUUGCUGGACGACACACUUACUAG
Molecule: messenger RNA, 528 nt
Organism: Moesziomyces aphidis
Lineage: Eukaryota; Fungi; Basidiomycota; Ustilaginomycetes; Ustilaginales; Ustilaginaceae
Source: the annotation of a GenBank genome assembly